Molecule: messenger RNA, 1020 nt
Organism: Naumovozyma dairenensis CBS 421
Lineage: Eukaryota; Fungi; Ascomycota; Saccharomycetes; Saccharomycetales; Saccharomycetaceae
Exons: 1
Coding region: 1-1020 (339 amino acids)
Source: RefSeq, a predicted model, not a curated record
AUGGAGUUUGCCUCUAUCAACGGCCUGAAGUUAAGGAAACCAUUUCCGGAGUCAAGAAUAAAGAAUAAAAUUUUGGGGUUCCUUUCAAAUUGUUUCUCUAAUAACAGUACAUCUGCUACAAACACAUAUUCCGUGAAAGAAGAAAGUUGGAUUUUAGAUGAACCUACUACUUUUGCUCUGGAUUACCGAAAGUCGACAAAUUGGAUUUUCAAAGAUUGUAUCAUGAAAUAUUUCUUAACUGAUAAAGGGCGUAGCUUCCCUGAUACUAUGUUAGAGACUCCGUUUCACAAGCAGAUGUUAAGGGGCGAUUACUACACUUUACUUGUCUUAGGCCCAAACCUUUUUAAGGAACAAGCGUUUUAUUCUUGUGAUAUCGAAGAAGCAGGUAAAGAAUUAAUCAAAACUAAAUAUAAUUUUUCUGCCUCAGACUUCUGGAGGUUGCUCCAUGGUAUCCAUGAUUUUACCUAUGUUCAGUAUGAGGGCUAUUGCUAUAAGGAAUGUUGUAAGCUAUCUAAGACUCUCAGCAAACCAGACAAGAUGUUAUUUUUACCGCCCUCUCGAUAUUCUAGCAUUCCGCUUCAAGCCAUGUUUUAUGGGUUUUCUCCAGAGGACGCAAUAGUAUACAGGGAUUUGUUGAUCGUUUACAGAAUCCGAUCAAUACGACGUGGUCAUAAACCGACAAUAGACAACGUCUUGAAUGUCUUUUUCGAUCCACCAUAUGAAAUAUAUGUCAUCCCUUCCCCACAUGGGGACAAUUCGAGGGAAGAAUAUAUUGAAGUACAUCAUUGUGAAGACGUCACAGAUGAGGAACGUCAAGCUUACCAAGCUUACUUUAUGCUAAAAAUGAAAUACAUGAUGGGUGAUAAAUUGAAAUAUUCAACUUUUUCUGAACUACUUGAGGAUACAAAUCAUGCCUAUUCUGAGAGUGUAUAUCUAGAGGAGUCUAAUCAUUCCCAGUCGCACUGCUCACCUUUAUGUGAUGAACCAGCAAAAAUUGAAUUACUACAUCAUGCCUUCUAA